GUCAACAAAAGUUGUUUUUGAUUCUGGGCAGCACAGCAGCACCAAAAGUUGCUGCUCAGUUUUGGAAUAUUUAGAAUAUUAUUUUUCAGAAGUAUUUCAAUACCAAUCCAAUAUUUUUCGGUAGUUAAUAACGCAAACUGUCGUAUUAUUGUAUGAGUUUUGAACCAUGGCUUCUAAGGUAACUUUUAAAAUUACUCUCACCUCGGAUCCGAAGCUGCCGUUCAAAGUACUGAGUGUUCCGGAAACAACUCCGUUCACGGCAGUGCUAAAAUUCGCCGCCGAAGAGUUUCGGGUGCCACCGGCAACAAGUGCAAUCAUCACCGACGAUGGAAUAGGUAUCAAUCCACAGCAAACGGCCGGUAACGUGUUCCUCAAGCACGGUUCCGAGCUUCGGCUGAUUCCUCGGGAUCGUGUCGGUGGUUGCUUUUCGUGAGGCUGCAUUCCAGAGUGAUUUUUUGCAGGACUGUGAAGUGGCAGGUGUGAUUGUAAUUGGUUUGAGUGCUUAACUACUGCUUAUUGUUUACGCGUCAGAAGCUUGUUUGCGAAUAAUAAAGUAUCGACGGGUUUUGUUCGUUUUCAUUGGA
Wyeomyia smithii (pitcher-plant mosquito) is the source of this 584-nucleotide messenger RNA. RefSeq names its product ubiquitin-fold modifier 1 (gene Ufm1). Gene Ontology annotation, cellular component: cytoplasm; nucleus. Gene Ontology annotation, biological process: protein K69-linked ufmylation. The transcript has 3 exons. NCBI's taxonomy places the organism in Eukaryota, Metazoa, Arthropoda, Insecta, Diptera, Culicidae. The coding region runs from base 167 to 433 and encodes 88 amino acids. The record is from RefSeq and is a predicted model, not a curated record.